Oncorhynchus tshawytscha (Chinook salmon) is the source of this 1365-nucleotide messenger RNA. Its product is annotated as transmembrane protein 151B-like. The record is from RefSeq and is a predicted model, not a curated record. The coding region runs from base 664 to 1347 and encodes 227 amino acids. NCBI's taxonomy places the organism in Eukaryota, Metazoa, Chordata, Actinopteri, Salmoniformes, Salmonidae. The transcript has 2 exons.
CUGUAUUAGCAAAGCCUCUGCGAUCAAAUUGUCCCUGCCCGCCGGGUUCAAGCGAUGGGAGCUCCUAAAGCGGGAUCCCCAUUUGCCUUGGCUCCAGCCCAGAUGAUCUGAAGCUCUGUUGAGGACCAGAAAGGAGAGGGGGCUUGGCUUCGGGAAGCUUGGACUUGAUGCUAUCAUGUCCAGACAGCAGCAUGUUCUCUCCCAAUUUGGAAGUUGAUACCACUGCGGAAGACACAGCGCCCAACACCACCAAUGAUGGAGACGAUGCACCGGCCAGCAUUGAUGUACUGGAAGAGCGGCCUGCGAAGCAGUCCUUGAGUGCCUGUAUGUGUCCAGAGUCCCACUGCCGGUGCCUUCUGCUCUCCCUGCCGAUGUACAGCUGCCUGGGCGCUGUGGCUUGGUGCCAGCUCACCCGAGUCACCAAGCUCAGCUUCGACUCAUCCGUCACCUCCCUGACUUCCAUUUCCUCAAUCAAGGAGGUUGGCAUGGGAGGAGACGCUAUGAUUUACCAUGACAGCCCCUGCUCUAAUGGCUAUGUGUACAUCCCUCUUGCCUUCCUGUUCAUGCUCUAUGUUGUCUACCUGGUAGUGUUGGCACUGCUGGGCUCGCAGUGAGCUACAUUGUAAGGCUGAUGUGGAUAGCGUGUAUGAGUACCUAUUGAGGAUGCGACAAGCCCGUCCGUGUGUUUGGUGGAAGGCCAUAAGUUACCAUUUUGUUCAGAGGACCAGACAGGUGACCCACUACCGGAUCGGGGAAGCCUACACUACCACCCAGGUCUACCAUGAGCGGGUCAACACACACGAGGGUGAGGGAGCGUUUGAUUACAGUCGCUGUGGUAUGUGGGACAUCUCACAGGAUCUACUUGGACUGGAGAGCCACCCGGCAACAAAACUUUGUUUCCACAAGUGCUUCGGUUUUGCUGGGGCUGGACCAGAAAAUAAUUACCUCAACCAACGUGCCAGGUUCUUCUCAGAGAUUGAGGGUUUAAAUGACUACAUGGAGGCUCGAGAAGGGUUGCAACUGAAAAAUGUUAACUUUAAAGAGCAUCUGAUAGCCUACGUGGAACCUUACCGGUUGCCCUGGUAUACUUCUCAGGUGUCGUUCUGGUUCACUGCUCUUCUCAUGCUGUCCUGGCCCUUGAGGGUGCUUAUAGAAUACCGUACAGCCUUUGUGCACUACCAUGUUGAGAAGCUCUUUGGGUUGGAGGACAGCCACAACAGCCCCUCUCUAAUAGAGGAGGUUUCCGUCAGGAGAGUUCUCCCUCGGGUAGAUACAGUGGAUAGCCCUGAGCUGGAGUGGCACAUCCUCUCUGAGGAGAGUUCUCCCUCGGGUAGAUACAGUGGAUAGCACUGAGCUGGAGUGGUA